UGGUUGGUCAAGACUGCAGCGGUUCAAGUCACAACACAGUGGCUGUUUUGUGAUGUGGCAUUUUAAUCUUAGGGACUAGCUACUCAUUUUCAGUAUGAAGAUAUUUAUUAAGUUACUGCUGACUUUCUGCACGCUGCAUCUGUCUGUCAAUUUCAGCCCUGUUGUGAACGCAUCCAGGAGGCCAUGGACAGCUGCUGCAAACAGGAUGAGAAGGGCCAGAGCUGUAAACAGGCCUAUACCCAUCAACUGUAAGCUGGGGAGAUGGUCAUCUUGGACUCCUUGUAACUCCUGCACAGACCAAAAGGUCCGUUUCAGAUACUUGGAGAAGCCCUCACAGUUCGGCGGCACAGAGUGCAUCGAGGCACUGUGGGAGAAGCUGACAUGUCCAACAGCAACGACACAGUGUCUGGUGACAGAUUACUGUGCCGAUAGCUUCACCUGCAAGGAAACAGGACGCUGCAUCAGCCAGUCCCUUCGCUGCAACGGAGAGUCAGACUGCGAUGACUUUUCUGAUGAAGACGACUGUGCAGAAAUCAACCAGAGGGACGACAAGUGUUCCACCAUAAUGCCGAUCCCUGGAGCUGAACGUGGCACUCAGGGCUACAACGUCCUGACUGGAGACUUUGUGGAUCAUGUGCUAGACCCGAGGUACUUUGGAGGAAGGUGUGAAUACGUCUAUAAUGGCGAAUGGAGGAAAUUCAUCUAUGACGCGUUCUGUGAGAACUUGCACUACAACGCAGAUGAGAAGAACUACAGAAAACCUUACAACUACCAUACCUACCAGUUUGUGGCCGAAGCUACGUCAGAGGGCUCUCACGAAUACUACGAAGAUGUUGUGGGCCUGCUGAAUGCAAGGAAAAGUAUGAGAUCUUCCAGUGGUGGUGUCUCAGUUGGGAUCUAUUAUGUGGAAGUGGGACUGAGUGGAAGUCGUGAAUCAGAGUUUCUCAAGACCAUAACGCAGCAUAAAAGCCAGGACCUUGGGUUCAUUCGGCUUUGGUCCAAGGUGGAAACAGCCCACUUCAAGAUGAGAAGUAAUAAUCUAAUGCUUCAUGAAGAUUUCUACGUUUCACUCAUGGAGCUACCCGAGCAGUAUGACUUUGGGAUGUACUCCCGCUUCCUCAGCACAUUUGGCACCCACUACGUCACAGAGGGAACUAUGGGAGGAACCCUCGAAUAUGUCGUGGUUGUCAACAAGACGUUUAUGGCAGAGUCAAAGCUGGAGGCUGAACAAGCUGGGAGCUGCUUUGGUGCCUCUAUCGGUUUAAGUUGGCCCCUCAGCACCUAUGCAUCAGGAGAGCUCAAAGUGGGUGUGAAUCCGUGCAAUAAAAAAGGAUCGUUUAGUCAAGGCAAAGACUCUGAUUCAGCUCUGAUUGAGGAUAUUGUUACUCUGGUGAAGGGGGGAGUAACACACAGCAGCAGUGGUGUUUCGGCUAUCAGGAACCCUGAGACCUACAGAAACUGGGGAGCGUCCCUCAAACACAACCCAGCACUCAUCGAAUAUGAGACCAUGCCAAUCUAUGAGCUAGUGCGCCUCAGUACAGCUGCUGACCAUGUCGGUGCGAGGUUGGCCAACUUGGAGAGGGGCUUCGAUGAAUAUCUGCAGCAGUUCGACUCCUGUCGCUGCGCCCCCUGCAAGCACAACGGCAUCCCUGUCCUCACGCGUACCGCCUGUAACUGCAUUUGUAAGUCAGGCUAUCAUGGAGAGGCCUGUGAAGACACUCUCAGAAGAGAUACAAAGACAGACGGGUCAUGGUCGUGCUGGGGGGCCUGGUCAUCCUGUGCAUCGGGGAGGAAGACUCGGACAAAAACCUGUAAUAAUCCUGCACCUGAAGGGGGCGGAGCAGCCUGCCUGGGCUCCUCCUCUCAGAUUCAGCGAUGUUAAAUUACUCAGGCUCCAGGGUGAGCAUGCUGUUGAGUGCUAAGUGAGCAUUGUAAGUGUUUUUAAUGAAUAAAACUGUUCUGUCACAAUUCUUUUAUUUGUCUGAGCUCUGAAAGAAAAUGAAAUGCGGGCCGUCAUCAGGACACACAAUGUGACAAACUGUAUAUCAAGGUAGCAAUAAAUAUGUGAUGUGCA
This is a messenger RNA of Epinephelus fuscoguttatus (brown-marbled grouper), 2074 nucleotides long. It is a transcript of the gene c8a, whose product is annotated as complement component 8, alpha polypeptide. Gene Ontology annotation, molecular function: protein binding. Bases 95 to 1882 code for a protein of 595 amino acids. NCBI's taxonomy places the organism in Eukaryota, Metazoa, Chordata, Actinopteri, Perciformes, Serranidae. Gene Ontology annotation, biological process: immune response. The record is from RefSeq and is a predicted model, not a curated record. The transcript has 11 exons. Gene Ontology annotation, cellular component: membrane attack complex.